This is a messenger RNA of Penicillium digitatum Pd1, 1257 nucleotides long. The record is from RefSeq and is a predicted model, not a curated record. Lineage: Eukaryota; Fungi; Ascomycota; Eurotiomycetes; Eurotiales; Aspergillaceae.
AUGGCGGCAUGCAGGUCUCUUGUUCGCCAAUGUGCCGUCUUUAUGCGCUCAUCUAGGCCUUUGAGUCAUUCAUUGCGCCAAUUGCCUAGAUGCAACCCUCUGCCUCGCAGUUAUGCGACCUCGGUCGCCGCCGCGGAACUCAAAUUCGGCCAGCCGCUGCAUGAGACGCAUCCCCACAUCCUCAGCCCAGGUGAACGAUUCAAUGAACCCAAUGCACUCGCGAUUAUCGGGAACGACGGUUCUGGCGACAAUCACAUCUUUCAUUUAUAUGUGCGGGAAAAGGACCCCAAAGCAGAACUCUGGGACGGGGCGCGCUCCGGCACUCAGGCUGCUGUGGACGUCUUCAAUGCGGAUGAGGGAGAACAGACGGGAAACAUUGAACAAAUUGGAGAUAUCUUGCCAGCCAUUGUCCAGGGAGCGACAGAGGUUUACUCGGACAUUCCAACAUUUGAUGGUUCAAGAUCGUCCUUGAAUCGGUAUCUGUAUGGGGCAACAGUCGCGUCGGAGAAGCUGAAGAAGGUCGUCGACCACCACAGGGUCAGGCCACUAAAGCACUUGCUGAACGAAAUGAGGGUGUUUAAGAGUGAGAAUGAGGUUGUACAGAUGCGCCGACUGGGGCAAGCGUCAGGGAGAGCUUUCACCGAGGCUAUGCGGCAAGACUUCACCCGAGAGAAAGAUCUCUAUUCUUUCCUGGAGUACCAGUUCAAGGUGAAUGGCUGUGAUACUAACGCUUUUGUCCCGGUUGUCGCGGGUGGUCAGGAAUGGGGGAGCUAUAUUUCUGACAUCACUCGAACAUGGCCUGUCAAUGGCAAGUUCUCCGAUCCCCAGCGGGAUCUGUACAAUGCUGUGCUCAAGGUGCACCGGUGCUGUCUUGCUUUGUGCCGCGAGACUUCCAACCUUUCUUUAGACAAACUCCAUGGUAUCGCCGAGAAUGGAUUGAAAGACGAGCUCAAGUCGCUUGGCUUUGAUCUGUCCGGCAAUGCACUGAACACUCUAUUCCCGCACCAUCUAGGCCACUAUAUUGGCCUGGACGUCCAUGACUGCCCUGGGUAUUCUAGAGGCUACGACCUGAAAGCAGGUCAAUGUAUAACGAUUGAACCGGGUAUCUAUGUUCCCAACGAUGAACGAUGGCCCGCCCACUUCCGCGGGAUCGGAAUUCGCAUCGAAGAUAGUGUUUGCGUCGGAGACGAACACCCUAUUGUUCUAACCCCUGAGGCCGUCAAGGAGGUGGAAGACAUUGAAGCACUGCGUAAUUAG